AUGGCGAUAUGUCAGAUUAGUGUUAGUUGUUUGCUUUCAUUACCUCUAUUAGUGUUCGGAACAUUUCGAGAACAAAGUGUAGCUGUGAAAGGGAUCGUGAAUUGCCGAGGUAUACGUCAACCCGGGGCUUUUGUACAGCUUUACGAUGAAGACAUCAUUCCAGUCAUGGACAGUGACGAUUUACUGGGUUCAACAACGGCCGAUGAGUUAGGAGUGUUUUGUGUUCGAGGAUACACAACUGAGAUCAGUGCUAUUGAACCGUACAUUUAUAUUGAACAUAACUGCGGCUAUGAAGGACUGAAUAAGAAGCACUUCUUCAUCCGUACGAUCCCACCUGAAUUCAUCAUGGAGGGAAAUUUUUCGAAGAAAACGUUUCACAUGGGUGAUAUUGAGCUGCUUACAAAAGACGCCCCAGUUCAACAGUUUGAAAGACGUGUAUUAAUUCAUCAUCCUCACCGUCAUCACCACUAUCAUCAUCUUCGUCAUCAUCACCAACAUCAGCAUCCUUACUACUAUGGUAAAACCACAUUACAGGAGCAAAUCAUUCAAUGCAUUCCUCACUACGUGGCAUAUCGUGACUACUACGAGCGAGUGGUUGUCAAUGGAGCUACUGCCUACAACAAGACUAAGGUCGAAGAGCAAGCUUGGAAGGAGAUGGGUGAAGUUACCAGACCUUCACAUGUUCUUGAACAAAACGAAACUCGCAGUUUUAAAUCAGAGGCACAUUUAGAAAGUCGCAGCGAGAUUCACAUGACAGAUACGGAAACCCGAGAACAUGAAACUAGAGGACCUCAAGCACCACUAAAGAGCGCUGAGGCAAAACAGCAAGAGUUGGAAGAGCAAGAAAGAGAAAAAUAUACAAGGUUAGACAUGGGAAGAAGAGUAGAGGAGGAAGGUUUAAGAGAAGCGGAAAAGCGGAAAAGACUAGAUGAAGAAAAAAGAAUAGUAGAAGCCCGUAUUAGAGAAGAACAACUGAGGAAAGAGGAGGAAAAACGGCGGAAUGAGGAAGCUCGUUUUAGAGAGCAGCAAUUGAAGGAAGAGGAGGAAAUGAGGAAGUUAGAAGAGGAGCGAAGACGAAUACAGGAGGAGCGAAUGGAAAUUGAAAAGCAACGCUUGAAAGAAGAAGAAGAAAUCCGGAAAGAAAAAGAGAGUCGAUACGAAGAAGAACGCAGAAAAGAGGAAGAACGGAGACGAGAAGAAGCUAAGUUGAGAGAAGAAGAAAGAAGAAAAGAAGAAGAGCAGCGAAGACAAGAAGAAAGACGACGUGACGAUGAACGUAGAAAAGAGAUGGAGGCAAGACGUGAAGAACACAUGCGCCGGAUAGAGGAAUUUAGACGUUUGGAAGAGCAGAGGCGUUUGGAAGUGACCAAAUUUGAAGAAGAACGACGACAGUGGAAGGAAAAAAUGAAAGAGGAAGAGAAAGCUCUGAAGAAAAAAAUCGAAACGAUGUGUUCACGUGAUGCUGCGAUUAGAACUGCAGAAGCACGUGUGAAAUAUUCAGAUGGAGUGGAUCCGUGCGACGACAUUAAGGAAUUCUAG
Angiostrongylus costaricensis is the source of this 1539-nucleotide messenger RNA. The record is from the annotation of a GenBank genome assembly. Lineage: Eukaryota; Metazoa; Nematoda; Chromadorea; Rhabditida; Metastrongylidae.